GUUCGGAGUGGGAAACUUCAAGCACAGGAGAGUGUUGCCUUGCGAAGUAGACAACUUGCGGACCGAGGUCACUAGUGAUUGACAUUGACAAAUGACCAUGGCUAAAAAAGUGGCAGUUAUAGGUGCAGGUGCCAGUGGACUUUGUGCUAUCAAAUGUUGCCUGGAUGAAGGGCUUCAACCCACCUGCUUUGAGAGAAGCUCAGACUUUGGAGGGCUCUGGCGAUUUAAGGAAACACCAGACCUCAACACUGCCAGUAUCUACAAGUCUCUCAUCAUUAACACAUCAAAAGAAAUGUCGUGUUUCAGCGAUUUCCCAGUUCCUGAUGAUUAUGCAAUUUACAUGCACCAUUCCAAGAUCAUGCAAUACUUCAGGAUGUAUGCAAAGCACUUCGGCCUUCAGAAGUACAUACAGCUGGAGACCAACGUUUGCAGUGUGAAAAAACGUCCUGAUUUCCUUACAACUGGUCAGUGGGAUGUGACUAUCAAAAACAAGAGAGGAGAGCAGAAGACAGAUAUUUUUGAUGCUGUUCUGGUUUGCACAGGCCAUCACUGUGACCCUUACUUACCACUCCACAUGUUUCCAGGCAUUGAAAAGUUUAAAGGUCCUUACUUUCACAGUAGAGAUUACAAGUCACCCUUAGACUUUGAGGGAAAGCGAGUCACAGUGAUCGGGCUUGGAAGUUCUGGAGGCGACUUGUCUGUUGAAAUCAGUCGUACAGCUUCACAGGUGUUUCUAAGCACAAGAAGAGGUGCAUGGGUAAUAAAUCGAGUCUCUGACAAUGGCUAUCCUCUUGAUAUGUCAAGCACUUCUCGAUUUUCUAAUACCAUCAACCAUUUGUUGCCACAUUCUCUGCUGUGCAGUUUGCUGGAAAGAAAGCUGAACAAAAGAUUCAACCACAAGAACUACGGCCUACAACCCAAACACAGAAUUUUAAGCCAGCAAAUAACGGUAAAUGAUGAACUACCAAACCGAAUUAUUUCUGGCACCAUUCUCAUUAAACCAAAUGUGAAGGAGUUCACAGAAACAGCAGUAGUAUUUGAAGAUGGAACUGUGGAAGAGAACAUUGAUGCUGCCAUCUUUGCCACUGGCUACACAUUUUCAUAUCCCUUCCUUGAAGCCUCCAUUAUUGAUGUCCGAAGUAAUAACACUAAUCUCUACAAGUAUGUCUUCCCACCACAUCUGGAGCAGCCAACAUUGGCUGUCAUUGGUCUGGUUCAGCCAGUUGGAGCGAUUAUGCCAGUUUCAGAAAUGCAGUGCCGAUGGGCAGCACGAGUCUUUAAAGGGUUAGUAAAAUUGCCAUCAGUGAGUUCCAUGAUGGAAGAUAUUGCUAAGAAGCAGGAUAACCUUUCCAGAAGGUAUGUCUGCACUCAGCGUCACACUCUUCAAGUAGACUACAUUAACUAUAUGGAUGAGAUCGCUGAAGCUUUUGGUGCAAAACCAAAGAUGCUGGAGCUCUUUUAUCGGAAUCCAAGACUUGCCUGGAAGGUUUUCUUUGAUUCUUGUACCCCAUAUCAGUAUCGCCUAACUGGGCCAGGCAAGUGGAGUGGAGCUGAAAAGGCAGUCAUGACACAGUGGGACCGGGUUUUCAAGGCAACAAUGACCCGUUGUGUGGAAGUGGAAAAACAGCAAAAAACCUUUCCUGUGCUGCUGAUGCUGAUUUUUAUGGUUCUGAUGAUUGCAUUCUUUGUUUUUUAAUUGACUGUUCUUUGUAUUGUGUAACACUAUUUAGCUUCCCAUUCUUUGAUGUGCUUGCUAAUUCUCAUGUUUUUCUUGGUUCCUACUGACUGGGGCUCCAUAUGCACAGCUGCUGCAGGUCGUACCUGAUAUACCAAUAGUUCCACAUUCAUGGUAUCAUGUUCCCAGAAUCCUCUGCACAGAAGUGUAGCUGGCUCAAACAGCACCCUCUGCUGGUCCCAUGAAGUAGCACUCCCCCCCUCCUGUCCUAGUCAUUCGGGUCCCGUUUCUGUGCCCUGGCCCCUACCCUCCUUCCUCACAUUUUUACUGAAAAAAAGCAGAAAAAAGAAAAAAAAAUCCUUUUUUAUUUUAAAAUGUAGCAAACUGCCUGCUACAAAUGUAUUGCACUAAAGAGAGAUUGGGAUUGACUGAUCAUGCCCCCCCAGCAUUUUGUGCCCAGAGCAAGUGCUUCUUUCACCCCAUCCUAGCUAUAUUACUGCCUCAGCAUAUAUUUCAAGUGGAGAGAUAUAAGCCAAGCAGGCCUAUACUGGACAUUCAGAAUUCAGCACUUUCUUCCACUAUAUCUCUAGGUGAUCUCCCUGUCAUUCCUUCUCUUCUGUCAUAAUUUGAUGCUCCUUAAUGCUCUUUUUGCAGAAAAAAGAAACAUUUUCCUCAAAUUAGAAGUGUGACCACCAUUUGUCACAUAGUCAGGGUGGGGUAAAGGGGCAGCCACCUGGGGCAAACUGUUAGGUAAAGCACAAUCAGCAGAUGUUGAUUGGUCUUCAGUGCAUACCAGCAUUUAGAAAUAAAUAUUGGUAUUGCAUUUGCAGUCUGCACUGAAGUGCAGUUGUAUUUCUUAUGUGGAAUAAAGUUUGCUACAGCUUUUGCUCUUCAAGUUAAAGUUGAGGGAGGGAAGAGCACCAGAUCGGGAGACAGCCCUGGCUGCAAAACUUUCUACUUACACCUCUCAUCACCUUGUAGAGUAAUUCUUGACAUGCUCACUUGUCAUUGAGUUCACUUCUGCAUACCAAUGUCUGCUUCCUCCAACAACACAGGCCCUGCAGUAAGAGGCACAGUCUUCCAUUUCUAAUAUCUCUGAUUUAAGGGACUGAUUUCCUGUGUUACUGAAUACAUGGACACAUAUGCAAUGCAGUCAGCAGAAUGUGCACUUAUUUUAGUGUACACACCAGUAAAGACAUGUUUCUACCUGGCAAUAUAUCCAGCAUCUCUGCAUUGUGUGUUAUGGCAGCAGAGAUGGACAGCAUCAUGUGCUUCCUUUACUGACCUCUGCUUUACUGACUGUUGGAUGAAUGGAAUAUUCUGCUUGGAGUAUGUUACAUUACAUUCACUUCAUAUAACAAAGAAAUGAUAAACCUGUCUAAUCUGCCUUUUUAAGUGCAUCAAACAUUAUUGCUCCCCUUCAGUCCUACCUUAAAAUCCAUUGGAUUCCUUUUCUACCACCCAUUCUGGUAAUCCAUUGCAUAGAUUUAUAACACUUUCUAUGAAAAAGUACUUUCAUGAUUCUAAGGAAUCUUUGGCCAGGACAACAUUUCACCUGUGUCUGUCUUCCCCUUCUCUCCUUCCUGUUUGGGAAGAUUCCUUCACAUCUUUCUGACAUGAUCUCCUACACCAAUAUCCUGUACCCCAUCAUGUCUGGUAUAAUGUGAGAAGAGCUUUUGCUCCCCUAACCUUUGGUCAUGUCCUUUUUCCUCCAUCGCACUGACCUUUCUGGUAGUUUUCCUUAGGAUUUCUUCCGACAGCGUGAUGUACCUUUCCUUAUAUGGUCCAGGAACUGGAUGGGGUACUUACUCAAGAUGUGGUCUGACCAAGGUCUGGCGCAGUGGUAGUAUUAGGUCUUUGCAUCUGCAGUCUAAACCCCUGAGGAUACACACCAGCAUUCUGUUUAGUGAU
Molecule: messenger RNA, 3586 nt
Organism: Protopterus annectens (West African lungfish)
Lineage: Eukaryota; Metazoa; Chordata; Ceratodontiformes; Protopteridae
Product: flavin-containing monooxygenase 5-like
Exons: 9
Coding region: 92-1696 (534 amino acids)
Molecular function (GO): NADP binding; N,N-dimethylaniline monooxygenase activity; flavin adenine dinucleotide binding
Source: RefSeq, a predicted model, not a curated record